Messenger RNA from Hippocampus comes (tiger tail seahorse), 903 nucleotides. RefSeq names its product plasminogen receptor, C-terminal lysine transmembrane protein (gene plgrkt). Gene Ontology annotation, biological process: positive regulation of plasminogen activation. Bases 146 to 595 code for a protein of 149 amino acids. Gene Ontology annotation, cellular component: plasma membrane. The record is from RefSeq and is a predicted model, not a curated record. Lineage: Eukaryota; Metazoa; Chordata; Actinopteri; Syngnathiformes; Syngnathidae. The transcript is spliced from 5 exons.
AGCCGCGACUAACUAGGAAGUUAAACAUAUCAAAUUGAACCUUUUAGAUGGAAAAAAAAGAACGUCAAGGUCAGAUAACAAAGUGUCGAGACAGAAGAGUCAAACAGUGUUACUUCCUAGCAGCUCAGUGGGAACCAUCGCCACCAUGGGCUUUCUUCUCUCCAAAUCCAUGGAUGCAAACUUGAAAAAACAGCAAGAGUUUAUGCUACACAACUCCAGGCUCCAGCUGGAGCGUCAGAUGAUGAUGCAGAACCAGAUGAGGGAGCGACAGAUGGCCAUGCAGAUUGCCUGGUCAAGGGAGUUCAUGAAGUACUUCGGCACAUUCUUCGUGGUGGCCUCCACCGGCCUAACCGUGGGUGCCUUAAAAAGAAAGAAACCAGCCAUGUUGGCCCCGAUCUUGCCACUCAGCUUCAUAUUAGCCUAUCAAAUGGACAACGCCUAUGGGACACUUAUUCACCGAAUUCGAGGGGAGGCCGAGGGUAUCAUGGUGUCUGAAAAUGACCGUCUGGGCGUGCCUCAUGGGAUGCCAACCUUCGAUAGCAUAGAGAAGGCCCGACGCGCUAAAAGCAACCUGGCCUCUUUCUUGGAGAGAUAACAAUGUCAUCUUCCCGAAAGAUGCUUCCACGGUAAAACCGUCCAUUUGCGCUUGUCAGACUGUUAUCUGCUUCUCGUGGUGGGGAAAAGAUUUUUAUUGCUCUCGGGUCAUGUGAUGUAUGGAAUGUGACUUUUUUGGAAGAGGCAGAAGAAUUCAAUGGCGAAAGAUUUGCACCAAAUACAACCCGUAUACGAAACUUGAUCCCAUAUUGACGAUGAAUCGGGUGAAGAGCAUCAAUUUCAAACCUGCUCAGUCUGGAUCAACUUCAUUAAAGGUGCCUUCGCUGCACAUUUUUUAUUCAUACUCAC